This is a messenger RNA of Aspergillus thermomutatus, 2814 nucleotides long. Its product is annotated as glycoside hydrolase family 18 protein. Gene Ontology annotation, molecular function: hydrolase activity, hydrolyzing O-glycosyl compounds; chitin binding. Gene Ontology annotation, biological process: carbohydrate metabolic process. Bases 1 to 2814 code for a protein of 937 amino acids. NCBI's taxonomy places the organism in Eukaryota, Fungi, Ascomycota, Eurotiomycetes, Eurotiales, Aspergillaceae. The record is from RefSeq and is a predicted model, not a curated record. The transcript is spliced from 12 exons.
AUGAAUGCACCGUGGAUUGUGUCUGCUGACUUCUCCCAGGUGGAACGAGCAGUGACUUCUGUGGAAGCACAACCUGGGAAGAGCCCUCGUGCUCUGGAGGGUCUUCUUCGACUGGCCGUGCCAUUGGAUAUUACGAAGGAUGGAACCUUUAUACUUUUUCCUGUCUGCAUCCCCGUUGGAGCUUACACGCAUUUGAACUUUGCUUUUCUCUAUAUCGACCCUGACACAUUCGAAGUCACGCCGAUGGACUCCGCUCAGGUCGAUCUGUAUAGCCGCUUCACGGCUCUGAAAGACUCCUCACCAGGCUUGGAAACAUGGAUCUCAGUAGGAGGAUGGGCAAUGAAUGACCCAGGCUCUACCCAAACAACCUUUUCGGAACUGGCGGCGUCCAGCAGUGCUCAAACAGCGUUCAUCAAUUCGUUGAAAUCAUUCAUGGUAGAGUACGGUUUUGACGGCAUGGAUAUUGACUGGGAAUACCCCGGUGCCUCCGACCGUGGCGGAAACUCAGCAGACUACGACAACUUUGUGACGCUUCUCCAGAAUAUCCGCAGUGGACUGGGAGAUGAUUACGGCUUAUCCAUUACCCUGCCUACUAGCUACUGGUACAUGCAGCACUUUGAUAUCGUCAAUAUUGCCAAGACGAUCGAUUGGUUCAAUAUGAUGACCUAUGAUAUCUAUGGAACAUGGGAUGCCACAGUCGAUGAUAUCGGAGCUUAUGUGUACGCCCAUACGAAUCUUACCAUGAUCCGGAAGGGCCUGGACCUGCUGUGGCAUAAUGAUAUUGACCCUAACAUGGUCAAUAUUGGCUACGGGUUUUAUGGGUGCAGUGCGUUACACACUCAGCGACCCAGCAUGCUCAGAUACAGGCUGUCCUUUCAGUUGGGGGGGCUAACUCUUGUCUAUGAUGAAGGAAAUUCUGGCCCCUGCACAAAUACCGAAGGAAUCCUCUCUUACUCCGAGAUCAAGGAGAUUAUCGCAGAUUCCAGUCGCAGCGCCACAGUGACUCUUGACUCCGAAACAGCUGUUAUGAUUGCCGUCUUCGAUGACAAUCAGUGGGUCGGUUAUGACGAUGAGGAGACUCUUCUCAUGAAGCAGGAAUUUGCCGAUUCGGUGUGUAUUGGCGGGUUUCUCACCUGGGCUAUUGAUCAGGAUAACACAGGAGCCUUGUCUGGCGGGGUAUCAAACGUCUCCGAUCUAUACCCACAAACGAACGGCACCAGUAUAGGCGGCGAGAUCUACAUCGGACCCAGUCUCUGGACCAACGAUACCCAGGAAGUUGCAUGUGUCCCUCCUUGCACCUUUAUCCUGCCUCCUUAUCCACUCUCAACCACAUCAGUUGUCACCUGGCCCGCGUUCACCACUUCAGUGCUGGUGAGUCAAGAGGAUGGGACGAUCAUCAGCAAGGAAACAGUGAUCUCUAUCGAUCCGUUCACUAUAACCGAGGUGCCCUUCUGGGCAGUCACUGCGGUUGAAACAAACACUGUCCCUGCCACUAUUGAACCGGAACAGAGCGUCAUGCCGCCACGAAUGACGUUUGUCCUGCCUGGCACCGAGAAUCUAUUCCCAGUUACGCAGGCCGCAUCCACCACCGCGGCUACGCCUACGUCUACAAUCGCAGGCUCAACCUCUGUUUCCAUUUCUACACCGGCUGCUGAUUGGAAUCCGGCUGUGGGCGAUGACUGUAGCGGGUUAUGGCUUGAUGAAUAUUACUGCGUUGCAAUUUCAUCAUCUGGUACAACCUCGAACUCAAUCUCCCUGGGCGUGACCCCAGCCUUCUACUCUACCUCGCACAGCGUCAUCAUUCAGCCGCAACCCACAGUGUCUGUGAUUCUCCCCCCUAGUCUCGUGCCCCCUGUGAGCUACUCCACCGGCACUCCGCCCAGCAGCGGGGGUUGCGGCUCAGACAGUAGCAGUUCUGGCUGCGGAAGUUUGGAUUGUAUUUUGUUCGGAUGCAAUGGCGAAUGCGGCAUCUUCGCUUGUGAUGGCGGUUGCGGGAUUGGAUUCUGCGGGGGUGGUUGUGGAUUGGAAGGGUGUGGUCCGGGAUGUAGUGAAGGCUCCUGUGACCAUGAAGGUGGAGGCGGAGGAACAGGGAGUGAAAGUGACCCUGACGAGGAUGAUGAUGACGAUGACUCCUGCACCUCCAGCCAAACCGCGGAUAUCUGCACGGUGUACAAGCAAGUGAAGACUCCCGGCUUGCUGGUACUUACACAGACGCUCUGCUACACCACCGCCGGAUGCUCGGUUGAAGCAUCGACCACAACCACCACUCUUUCCACUACAGCUGCAGCAUGUGCUCUUCCCACCAUAGCAUCCAACUUCCCCUUUGCGUUUGGCACGGACGGUCCCAUUCUCACCUCCAUUACGAGGUCUCUUUCCGAGUCCAUCAUCAUGACUACUGAUGCGCCUACGUCAAGCACCGAAACUAAGACUGACGAUAGCGGCUCAUCCAGCACCAAGGGCGACGAUAGCGGCUCGUCCGCCACCAGCACGAGCACCUCCACAUCCACCUCCAACCCCUCACUACCCAGCAACUACUACGAACUGAAUCUGUACUCCGAUGAUUCCUGCGGUGAUUUCGUUAUCAGCGCUGAAGGCAGUUCCGACAACGAGUACUCACUGGGCUGCCAGCCCUGUGAUGAGGAGGGGGUAUACAACGGCGUAAUUCCCGUGUUCGACGACUCCCUCUUUUCCAUCACCGUGUACAAAGGAAGCAACUGUGACUCGGACGAUUCGGUUGAAUUGAAGACGUCCGGGACGUGUUACGAUGUUAGUUUUGCAGACAGUGAGGGGUCUUUCAAGAUUGAACUAGCGUGA